Trichomycterus rosablanca is the source of this 2382-nucleotide messenger RNA. It is a transcript of the gene vegfab, whose product is annotated as vascular endothelial growth factor Ab. The record is from RefSeq and is a predicted model, not a curated record. The transcript is spliced from 8 exons. NCBI's taxonomy places the organism in Eukaryota, Metazoa, Chordata, Actinopteri, Siluriformes, Trichomycteridae. The coding region runs from base 477 to 1229 and encodes 250 amino acids. Gene Ontology annotation, biological process: positive regulation of endothelial cell proliferation; vascular endothelial growth factor signaling pathway; sprouting angiogenesis. Gene Ontology annotation, cellular component: membrane. Gene Ontology annotation, molecular function: chemoattractant activity; vascular endothelial growth factor receptor 1 binding; heparin binding.
GCGAUCGUGCGUCUGCUAAGCGAAGACUAAUAACCGUUUAAUAUGAUUACUGGAAACCUACAACCAAGUGGAAUUUUACAGCUACGUUCGCUUUUAAAGAAGAUCUGUGCUACGAGUUUUACUCGGUAAUUUUUUUUGCGUGUUAAGAUUUAUAAAGCUACUAAAGUUUAAAGUUUGAUCACACAACCUGCUUAAAAAAUAAUAACCGAGAACCGAGUAACAAGCCAAAUUAUGGGAUUGUUAUUAUCCAACUGUGAUGUGGAUUGUAAAGCCGUUUGAAGGAGAGUUCGCUUUGCGUCGGGACAAUGUGACAGGAUUCGUGUCGUGGCUACUCACGUUUUUGGAUAUUUUGAAAAGCAUCGGCAACAGCUGAAAGUAAGACACGUUUCUUUUUUUCUCCAGGUGUCCCGUGGGACCAAAAAUGGGAUUUUCGCCAGAUUAACCUGCCUGACCCCUGCCUUUCAGAAGGUUCAUCCAUGUCUGCCAGGCUGUCCGAAACAUUUUUUGAUGCUUUUCGACAAGUUCGCCUAUCCUACGAUAGGGUUUUAGACAGACUUUCCCGUUGCGCCGUCUCAAUCAUGAACUUAACUGUACGCUUGCUUCAGUUGUUUUGCGUGACGCUUCUGUAUUUCUCAGCUGUCAAGAGUGCCUACAUCCCCAGAGAGUCUGAUGGAGACACACAUGUGGUGCCUUUUACUGAUGUCUACAAUAAGUCAAUGUGCCGGCCCCGAGAGAUGCUGGUAGACGUCCAGCAGGAGUACCCUGAAGACAUUGAGCACAUCUUUAUUCCAUCCUGUGUGGUACUAAUGCGCUGUGCCGGCUGCUGCAAUGAUGAGAUGUUGGAGUGCACCCCCACUGCCACACACAACAUCACCAUGGAGGUACAGAAAUUAAAACCCAUGCGCAUCAGACGGAACUACCCAAUGAGUUUUACAGAACACACUGAAUGUGAAUGCAGAAUAAAGAAAAACAUCAUCCAGGAAAAGACAGAAAAAAAACCCCAGAAAGGAAAAGGUCAAAAAGGAAGGCGAAAGAAAAUCGGUGACAUAUUGCAGGACUUUACCCACUGUAAGCCCUGCUGCAGUACGUGUUCCGAGAGGAGAAAAAGGUUGUUCGUUCAGGAUCCUGAAACGUGCCAGUGCUCAUGCAAACAUACGGAGGCCGACUGCAAGCUAAAGCAGCUAGAGCUCAAUGAAAGGACAUGCAGAUGUGACAAACCGAGGAGAUGAGAAGAGGUCAUCCUUUCUAUGGAUUUUGGGAUGAAGGAAUAGUUCAUUCAUAGCACAGCACUUUGAACCUUCAGCUUUGACUGUUCAACCCUGGACUCUGGAAGCAUUCCCCUGGACUGUCUGAGAGGGACAGAGUGUCAGCAAGUGUAAAUGGGAUGGCAGAUCUACUGCCAUGUAUGUUUCCAUUAUAAAUGUGUAUAUUAGCAACAUAUAAGAAGACUGAAAACUACAGUACUAAUAGAUUUGCUGCUAAAGAGACUAAGGAUUGGUUGUGUCAGCUUGCUUGAGAACACAUAAUGCAGCAUAUCACUGGAUUUGCCAUGGAAUUAUAUUCAGUUUUUAUUUGAACAUGAACGACAUGAAGACUGACUGAAGUGCACAUCGCGCAGCGUCGCACAAAACACUACUGGCAGUUGUCAUAAACAGCCUUUUGAAGCUCUUUUUUAUCAACGUGCCUGGUUUGCAGUAUCCAGAGUGAAAUCGCUGUGAAACAGAAAGGACCUUGGUCUCAUCUGUUUUCAAAAAGACAUCUGUAAGGAAACCACUUUGCCUAGAUUAUGUGACUUGACUUUUUUUUUCUACUGACAGACAGAUGACUACUUAAGAUUUAUGAUGACGUAUCUCUGUAGAACUGUAUUUUUCUGUCAUUCAGGCUGCAGUAAAUCACAAGAACUUAAAGAAAUUUAAAACAUAGAAGGUCAUUUGAAUGUUGUUUUUAAUAUUCUUUAUUACCCAUCAAGUCCAUAAUUUUAGUUCAGUAUUCUUACUCUCUAGGUAAUGAUAUCUAUUUAAGUGCAGUGUUAAUUUUUAUAAGAUUACAUUCCCAUAGUUUGCCCUCAACAUUUUCUCUAUAAACUAUUGUGUGUGAGACAAAGAAUAUGUGGAAAGAGAUUAGACUAUUAAGUGUCUUAUGAAUGCUCUAUGCCUGUAAGAAUAAACUGCCAAAUGAAAUAAUAGGCCACCAAACACCUGCUACCUUUUUAUUUUACUGUCAUAUCACAGGAGAGAGUGCUUUUAGUUUAUUGACAUUCUGUUUUAUUUAUUUAGUCAAUGUAUAUAUGUUAAAUUUUAACAUUUGUGUCUGUGUAAUGUAGUAAACCAUAUUUAUUUUCAAAUUAUAUUUCAUUUUUUUCUAUAAAAUAUUUAAAAAACA